AUGAGACGGAAAGGCAUGAAACCAACAUUGUUUGAAUUGAGGUGUGUUUUAUAUGGGUAUGGAAGAUUAGGAUUGCUUAAAGAUACGGAGAGGAUUCUGGAUGAAAUGGAAAGUGGAGGGACUGUAGUUGAUACAGUUUGUGCAAAUAUGAUUGUAGUGUAUGAACUUGCAUACCUUCCCCAGAUAUUCAUCAAUAAAGUUUUGAUGAUCGAUAUGGAAAGUGUCUUUAAUCCAAAUUUGGGCCUUGGCAAGAAUGUUUCUAAUUUACUGAGCACAGCCACUCAAAUGACAUGGAGCAAUUUCUUAUCUCAGCAACAAAGGACUUUCAUACAGAUGAGGACUCUUCUCAAGGUUGUGGAUAACUCCGGGGCAAAAAAGGUGAUGUGCAUACAACCUUUGAAGGGGAAGAAAGGGGCAAGGUUGGGGGACACCAUAAUUGCAUCUGUAAAGGAAGCUGCCCCAAAUGGAAAAGUGAAGAAAGGAGAGGUUGUGCGUGGUGUAGUUGUGCGUGCUGCAAUGCAGCGUGGACGUUGUGAUGGGAGUGAGGUCAAGUUUGAUGAUAAUGCAGUAGUGAUUAUUGACAAGCAAGGCCAGCCAAAGGGGAGCAGGGUUUUUGGGCCAGUUCCACAUGAGCUGAGGAAGAAAGGGCAUGUCAAAAUCCUUGCUCUGGCAGAACAUAUUGCCUGA
This is a messenger RNA of Dovyalis caffra, 687 nucleotides long. Lineage: Eukaryota; Viridiplantae; Streptophyta; Magnoliopsida; Malpighiales; Salicaceae. The record is from the annotation of a GenBank genome assembly.